This is a messenger RNA of Sabethes cyaneus, 739 nucleotides long. RefSeq lists its product as uncharacterized. NCBI's taxonomy places the organism in Eukaryota, Metazoa, Arthropoda, Insecta, Diptera, Culicidae. Gene Ontology annotation, molecular function: N-acetyltransferase activity. The record is from RefSeq and is a predicted model, not a curated record. The transcript is spliced from 3 exons. The coding region runs from base 84 to 677 and encodes 197 amino acids.
UCGAGCUAACGUAUUUGGAACGUGCAGUAACGGUGAUAUAGAAAUUAUCUAUUACGAGGAACAGUAUCGCGAAAGGUCAAUGAAUGUACUUCGCUCAAAAAGACUUAGAGCAACUUUGCCUGGAUGUAGGUCGAAGCGGGGUUUCAUUGCUCGCGCGCUAUAAAUCUAGUGGGGAAAUAGUUGGAGUGUCAUUCAAUGUACUGCAGACGCCGAGUUCUCCUGGAGAUUUGAAUUACUUUGAAACCUUCCGUGAUCACAAUUGUGUGUCCGAAAGCUCUAAAAGUCUCAUGCAGUAUAUGAUAACCAUGGAUUCCAAAAUAAACCUGUUCCAAAAGUUUGGAAUUGAUUGCCUGUUAGAAAUUAUGUUUUUAGCGACAUUGCCGGAGUUUGAAGGAAAAGGUAUUGGGACCAAACUUGUCGAAAGUUCCGUCGAACUUGCAACACAACUGAAAGAUGGACAAAGAAUGGAGAACCUUCCGGAAGACGCAAAGCACAAACGGCCGAAAUUGGUGUCAGCUCUGUUCACGGGUAAAGGCUCACAAAAAGUGGGCAUUAAAAAUAAGUUUAUUGAAAUCAACGAAGUGCCUCACUCAGAGUUUGUAUUCCGAGGUAAAACCUAUAGCGACCGAAUUGGACCUGAUCACCCAAACUCAAUAUUAGUGGUAAAACAUAUUUGAAGUUUAUUUUACUAAAUCAAGCUUUUGAAAUGUUAUUAAAUGUUUUAUACUUUUUGCGAUUA